AUGAGAAUGCGUUCUCCGAACAACAUUAUAGAGGAUAGUAAUAUAUCACGUAUUGCAAGCAGCAACAGCAGGGCUUUGCCAUCAUUUUCACAAAUGCUAGCUCGGAGUAAGAAUAAUACCAACAACUACUUGAAUGACAAUAAUGAUAGUAAUAACAGCAGCGUUAACCAAGAGUUUGAAUUUCAAAUGGAUAACGAUUCUAGCAGCGAUUAUAGGGAAUUGAGGAAUUCAAUUAUUCAGAGACGUCAAUCUUCUACGUCGAAUCAUAGAAAUGAAAUUCAAAAGUUAAAUUACAAGAAUUCACUUUUGUUGAAUCUCCCGACAGAGAUAUUAUUGCAGAUUUUUCAUCACCUUGACAGGAAGGAACUAUAUUCUUUAUUAACAGUAUGCCAUGAAUUUGCUGAUUUGAUAAUUGAAAUCCUUUGGUUUAGACCAAAUAUGCAAAACGAUGACUCGUUCAAGAAAAUUAAAACAAUAAUGGAAAUUCCGAAAGGAGGAACCCAUUGGGAUUAUCGAUCUUUUAUCAAAAGAUUAAACUUAUCAUUUAUGACUAAACUAGUGGAUGAUGAUUUAUUAAAAUUGUUUGUUGGAUGUCCUAAGUUGGAAAGACUUACUCUAGUUAACUGUACAAAAUUGACUUAUAGUCCAGUAACUUCAGUUUUAAAGAACUGUGAAAAAUUACAGUCGAUAGAUUUGACGGGAGUAACAGGCAUUCACGACGAUAUAAUACUAGCGUUGGCUAAUAAUUGUCCUCGCUUACAGGGCUUAUAUGCCCCUGGAUGUGGCAAGGUUUCCGAAGAUGCAAUAUUAAAAUUAUUAAAGUCAUGUCCUAUGCUUAAAAGAGUAAAGUUUAAUGGUAGUGCAAAUAUUACCGACAGAAGUAUAGAAGCAAUGCAUGAAAACUGUAAGUCAUUAGUUGAAAUUGAUUUGCAUAACUGUUCUAAUGUUACUGAUAAGUAUUUGAAGUUGAUUUUCCUCAAUUUAUCACAGUUAAGAGAAUUUCGGAUAAGCAAUGCAGCAGGUGUCACAGAUAGACUAUUCGAAUUGCUUCCUAGUGAAUAUUAUCUAGAAAAGCUAAGAAUAGUUGAUAUAACAGGUUGUAAUGCUAUAACUGAUAGAUUGAUAGAGAAACUUGUGAUGUGUGCUCCAAGAUUAAGAAACGUUGUCUUAUCAAAGUGUAUGCAAAUAACGGACGCAUCUUUGAGAGCAUUAUCUCAAUUAGGGAGAAGCUUGCAUUAUAUUCAUUUAGGUCAUUGUGGUUUAAUUACAGAUUUUGGCGUUGCAUCAUUAGUAAGAUCCUGUCAUAGAAUUCAAUACAUUGAUCUAGCGUGUUGCUCUCAAUUAACCGAUUGGACAUUAGUCGAAUUGGCAAAUUUACCAAAAUUGAGACGAAUAGGCUUAGUCAAAUGCAGCUUAAUAUCAGAUAGCGGGAUAUUAGAAUUAGUGAGACGCCGUGGUGAACAAGACUGCUUAGAAAGAGUUCAUUUAUCUUACUGUACAAAUUUAACUAUAGGUCCUAUUUAUCUCUUAUUGAAGAACUGUCCGAAGUUGACACAUUUAUCAUUGACAGGUAUUUCGGCAUUUUUAAGAAGAGAAAUUACGCAAUAUUGCCGUGAUCCUCCUCCAGACUUCAAUGAACAACAGAAGAAUUCAUUCUGUGUGUUUUCAGGUAAUGGGGUUAGUCAAUUAAGGAACCAUUUAAAUCAAAUCAUGGAAGACAGAUCUUAUUUAAUUGAUCAUGGUGAUAUGCAUGCAUUAUUUCACGAAAGAAGACGAAGAUUUAUGAAUGGAGGAAAUGAUAUGGAUGACGAGGAAAUGAAUCUAUGGGUGAGACAGCGAGGUUUGGGUGUUCUACAAGGUGGUGAUUUAGGAAACCCUGAGGUGGCUGAAAUUAAUAGAGAAAUCUUCAGAGAAUUAAAUGAAGGUAAUAUGGGUCCCGAAGAAAUGAGAGAACAUUUUCAAAGAUUGAUAAGAAAUCAUCAUCAACAGCGUUUGCUUCAACGACAGAUGCUUGAACAAGACCUUCAAUUUCAACCAGACCAACAGAAUCAAGACCCGCAAAAUGCACCUCAAAUAAUACAACCAGCAGUCUUCCCUAAUGGUGAUCAACUUAUACAAUUCGUUAAUGGAGAAGGAGAGGAUGACGAUGAUGUGGAAAUGCAGCCUGUUGAUUUGUUUCCUAGGGAUAGAAAUCCCCCAGCAUAA
Debaryomyces hansenii CBS767 is the source of this 2205-nucleotide messenger RNA. It is a transcript of the gene GRR1, whose product is annotated as SCF ubiquitin ligase complex subunit. Gene Ontology annotation, molecular function: protein binding. NCBI's taxonomy places the organism in Eukaryota, Fungi, Ascomycota, Pichiomycetes, Serinales, Debaryomycetaceae. Gene Ontology annotation, cellular component: SCF ubiquitin ligase complex. The transcript has a single exon. Bases 1 to 2205 code for a protein of 734 amino acids. Gene Ontology annotation, biological process: SCF-dependent proteasomal ubiquitin-dependent protein catabolic process. The record is from RefSeq and is a predicted model, not a curated record.